Messenger RNA from Dromaius novaehollandiae (emu), 3113 nucleotides. RefSeq names its product zinc finger protein 501-like. NCBI's taxonomy places the organism in Eukaryota, Metazoa, Chordata, Aves, Casuariiformes, Dromaiidae. The coding region runs from base 519 to 1685 and encodes 388 amino acids. The record is from RefSeq and is a predicted model, not a curated record. The transcript has 2 exons. Gene Ontology annotation, molecular function: RNA polymerase II cis-regulatory region sequence-specific DNA binding; DNA-binding transcription factor activity, RNA polymerase II-specific. Gene Ontology annotation, biological process: regulation of transcription by RNA polymerase II.
GGGGCCGGUCCCUGGCCGCGCGAGGCACGCGGGGGGUGAGGGGCGGUCUCCGGCCCCGCCGGGCAGCCGGGUGCGGGCUGGGCCCGGGCGCCGGCAGCGGCGGUUGGCGGCGGGCGCUGCCGGCCGGGGGCGGGGGGCGGCGCGGCCGGCGGGGGCGGGGCGGGGCGGGGCCGCCGGCGGCGCAGUUUGUUUUGCUCCUUCCUGCAGGUGGUCCCGGCGCAACAUGGCCGCCGCCGGCCGCGGAGCGACCUGAGGGGCGGUGGGGGCUGCGGCCCCGCCAGGGCCGGCGGCCGCCCGCGGCCUGGGCAGCGCGGCGCGGCGCGGCGCGGAGAGGCGGGCAGCAGCCCCGGGAGAGGGCGCGGCGCUGCUGGAGGGAGGCGCGGUGUCAAGUGCGGUCUGCUCCUCCGGUCUCAUCGCGUCUGCUGGAGGACUGAAGAGAUCUGAGAAUGAGAUGUACUUACCAUGAAAGACCUGAAGAUCUUGGUAUACACAGAUAAACACAGCAUACACAUCAGAAGAUGGAUGUGAAGGCGGACUGGGACUCUGAGAAUAACAUGUGUGAAACAGGUGAGAAACGUUCAAAUUAUUUCAGACAGACCAAUAAACGGGUGGGCUACAAAUCUAUCCUCCAGAAGGAGGUAGACAUGAAUUACUCACAGAGAUCCACUCCUCAUUGCAACCCUGCUGGACCUUCAGGUAAACAGGAGCUUCCUGUAGAUUUGCAGUGUGAAGAUGAAGAGACCUGUGAGACCUACUACCAAAAACGAGGUGAGACUACAGCUGGGAUAUUUGUCACCUCCAGUACCAACUUUGACUUGCAGUGUGAAGAUGAGGAUUUAGAGAGCAGUUCCUCUAAGUGCUCCAAGAAACCACAGAGCAGGCUGUGUGAUGAUGCUGAAAACACUGUUCUUACUGAUGUUUUUGGUGAGGAGCUGGAGCCCAUCUCUGGGGAACCUUUGCCUUAUCUGUGCAAGAAGUGUGGUGCCUCUUUCCAGGGUAGGAGUGAGCUGCAGGAACACAAGCAAAUCCAUCUCGUGGAAAACUCCUACCGAUGUCCUGUCUGUGGCAAAGAGUUCUUCCGUGCUGCAAAUUUGCGAAUGCACAAGCUCAUUCAUUCCAGUGACAGGCCACAUAAGUGUCCAGAAUGUGACAAGGGUUUCAUCCGCACAGCUGAUGUCUGGAGGCACCUACGCAACGUACACAAGAUAGAGCGUUCCAUGGUGAUCUUAGGAAAUGGCAUGGCUAGGAACCCGUGGUCAGUAGUGCACCGUAACCAACACAGCGUGGAGUACACAGAUCAGCCUUGUGCAGAAAACCAAAAGUCUGAGGAAGAAGACUAUAAACCUUACGCCUGUCCGACAUGUGGUAAGGGUUUCGAUAAACCUAACCUGCUUUCCAAACACAAGGUGAUCCACCGACAGGACAAGCCUUAUAAAUGUCAAGAAUGUGGCAUGGCAUUCGUCCAGCUGCUCAGGCUGAAAAGACACCAGCAGACUCACUCUGGGGAGCGCCCCUUCUAUUGCGAGGAGUGUGGAGGGACGUUCACCCGGCUGGCAUCGCUCCAGCGCCAUCAGCGGAUCCACACUGGAGAGAAGCCCUAUUCUUGUGCUUACUGUGGUCAUUCCUUCACUGAGUCUGGAACCCUACGGAGGCACGAGCGUACGCACAAACUGGACAAAUCUUAAUAGUUAGUUCAUUGCGAUUAUGGUCGCCUUGAUUGCUUCUUACUUGAAUGAGGCCUGUCCAGCUGGGCUGAAGAGAGCACUCCAUCGCAUGCGCAACAGCCAGCCUGGAUCCCACUUCCUAGCAGUGGGGAAUGCUACAUCGUGGGGAGCUCUGCAACUUGUACUGACAGAGAUUGUGUUACCUGGCUUUAAACUGGCAUUGUAUGAAGAAAUAACUUCAUUACCGCUGUGUUUAUUAGCUGAACUGGAGGUGCAUCAGGUUGAGCUUUCUGCAGGCAUGUGUGGGCCAUGGGGCUUUCCUCUGCAGUCUUGGUCACCGAACAAACUGUCCCUGCUCUCUGGAGCAAGAUUGUUCUUCAGCACUGGGUUUGGAUACCUGUUGUUGCAGGUCUUUGCUAAGACAGAACAGUCCAGAGAUGACCACAUAUCCCUUCUGUCCACGCAUUCUGUUGAGUUUUUUCUUUUUAGUAGGUAUUUUUAUUUGAAGGGGAAGUAUCUUGUUAGUUAUUUUUUUUUAAAAAAAAGUUCCAUAAUAAAUUGAACCAUUAUCAGCUGUAUUUCAUAAAUGUUUUUAUCUAAGGGUGCACUGAUCCCUUAUGCACCUUCAUGUGAUUAGUUGAAUGACUGUUAAUGGUGGAAAGAGAGCUUUAUUUUGGCUAUGAUAGUGCCUGUUGUUGAGGUGGGGGAUUUGAACAGAUUUGUGUUCUGAGGGAACUGUGUGCUCUAACUCUGUCCAGCUGAGUAUUACAGUAGCAAAUUUUUGAAAACAUAAAACACAAGGAGCAGGAAAAAGAUGAAAUUUAAGUCACCUUUUGCUAAUCGUUUUAUAGGAAUCUUUUUGAUUUAAAAGUUUUUUUGGUUUUCUCAGAGAUAAGGAAAUAUCUCGUAGGAGGACUGUGUUUGAUUCAGAUGUUCUGUGAUGUGUACACAGGUGUCUGUGUGCUACCCAAAGUGUCUGCUGGACUCUUUGCUUUAAUUUGGACUCAAACAGUUAGUGGAGAAGGAUUCCCUCAGAAACUAGCUCUCCAGAUUUGGGCAGAUGUUGCCAAAUACCCAGACUAUAGCUUCUGAAGACGUAUGUGUUGCCUCAGUUAUGGCAGUGGGAUUUUUACAUUUGAAACUUAAUCAUGACACUUAAAAUAGUCUACAGUUAAUCACUGUAGUAGAAUCAACCAGUUUGUCCUUAAGUCACAGCCCUGGUUUCCUUUCAGUGUCAGAAAACUUUGCUUCCUCCCGCUGCCAGCUACCAUAAUUUCACUAAUUUCUUUCUAAUGAGUUGUGCCUUUUCAGCAUGAAGUUCUGCAGCACACUGAAUGUUAAAAUUGGGGGUAAUGUACCUUUACAUUUAGUACCGGGCUGUUUAAUGUAAAGUACUGACUGUGUUUGCAUAUUUAAUAGAGUAAAAAAUAACUGUUGCGUUCCCCUGGA